AUGAGUCUUCAUGUUGAUGAUCUCAUCAUAAGUGGGACCCCUGAGUUCCUCACUUGGUUCCUUAAGAAAAUACAGGAACACUUCACUGUCGGUCAUGAGGACAAGAACGACUUUACGUUCAUCGGACAGCGUGUUCUUUGGGUUCUUGAUGCACAAGGUAAGAAGAAGUACAUAUCGAUCGAUCAAAAGCUGUAUGUUUCUGAGCUUGAGGAGAUCGUCAUACCUAAGCAUCUUAAGGAUGCCGAUGCGUGUGACAAAGAGCUCUCCACACUGCUUGGUAGCAUCAACUGGCUUCAGUCGAGGGCGCAGUUUCAGGCGUGCUAUCAGUUCUCUCGCUUGGCUUCAGCAUCUGCUGCUCCGACCGUCGGUCACUGCAAGGAGUUGAACAAACUGUGUCGACAGAUACGCAGUGAAAAGGUUGAGUUGCGGGUGUGGCCACUUGGCCCUGCUCCUUUCAUGGAUCGCGACGGCGAGUCGAGCACUUCUGAUUUUGAAGUGCUUUCCGCUCACUUGAGCGACUUGCAGCAAUCUCACGAGUUGCUUCAGCAUCGUGUUUUGUACCUGGAGGGGCGUAUUCGUGACCUUGAAGAAGGUGCUGCUUUCUCUGCUACUACUUUGUCAGGGGUCCAGAACGAGCAGCAACAACUUGCUUCGAGGUUGUCUUGGUUGGAGCGAUUUUCCAACUCCUUGAUUGCUUUCGUGCUGCGGGUUAUGACAUCCUUUGUGAACGAUCUUGAGGCUAUUCGUUUGGCCUCUCAGAGCAGUCAGGACCCUCCAGGACCGUCUUUGGUUCCACAGGCUCCCAAGUGCACGUCAGUGGCUACACCUGUGGCUUCUUUAGAGCGGACCACUGGUCAGCCUCCCAACCAGCUUGUGCAUAUCGACGCUGAGGAAGGACUGCCCAAGGCAUCAGGGAAGCUUUCCGCAUCUUUCUUGGAGCAUCUGGAUAAGCUGCAUUGCGAAUCUUCUGAUUUAGGUGGAGAACGAGCCGUCGUUCAGCCGGCAGAUGGUCAGUUGCGCAUGAGCUCUGUGGGCCUGCAGGAUUCUCCCGCCAAGUCAGGUUCCUCAGCUAGCUGGGAUCUAAUCGCUCCAGAUUCGCUUAAUGCUUCUUCUGUUGCAGUGCCUUUGGUGUGCACGGUUAAGCGUUAUCGCAAGACAUCUCUGCCAGUGCAAGAAACUCCAGCAGAUGUUUCGCCUGUGCUCUUGCAGGUUCGCCCCAAAUCUUCCGGGUAUAGGUCGCGAUCUCGAUCAGAGGAAAGGGCGCCUUUGUCCAUGGCUGGCUCAGGUGAUGGGGCGUCGCACGUUGACCACAGGCACAAGUUGAGUAUUGGGUCUAAGAUCCCACUAGGUCCCUUUCGACCCCUCCCCGCCCCUGCUCCUGUCCCUAGGUCCCGGGUUGCCUCGCCUUCGGUUGGGGGUAGGCCCGGUUUGUGCCCGCCUGUGCCACGAGCCAAGAAUCGUGCAGCCUUCUAUGCGAAGCACAAUCGUGUGCCGCUUGUGGGCGGGACGCAUGGGCUUUCUGUGCCUGCUGCCGUCUCAAAGAUCGUAUCUCCUGCAGGUGCCGGAGUGUCUGGCUCUGCGUCUCGAGGUACAAGGAAUUCCCUGCAGGCACCUUCUCCGGUCGUUGGCCGGGCUGCUAAGAGUGGCGGCCUCACAUUGCAACAGAGCGUUCACCAGCACCAAUUUGCCAGUGUGCUUGUGAUUUGGGAGUUGGUGAAGCCCUUGGUUUUGCCAUUUUCUCCAGUUUUACAGGACUUGCAAAGCAGCGUGCGUGCUACAGAUUUGGAGCUAGGGUUGUUGCGUACGGUAGCUGAAUCCACAGCCUUGCGAUAUCUUCAGGUUGUGCACAAGUUCUUGGAUCAGUUAAGGGUGCUUUGGAAUCUGUCGUGGGACUCCGCCUCGCAAUCGGCCGUUGUGGAUUGCAUAGUCUCCUUGCGACGGGAUCAUCAGGACUGCCAUCAACUUAAUGCCUUCAAGGCACUGCGCUGGCUGGCAAAGUUGCUUCGCCUUCAGGUGGAUAAUCUUUACGACGGCUUGUUCAAGCCUCUGGUGAACGUGGCAAGCUCGGGCAAGUUGCGUCGUGAGUCCUAUCCUCUGCCUUGGAGGCUGGUCAGCUUCUUUGAGCAGGCACUGAUCUUUCGGACGUUGCCAGUGCCUGCCUUGCUCCUUGCUGGGGCUGCGCUUUCUUGUAUUUUCGGGUCGUUGCGCUGGUCUGAUUCCCAGCACUUGCGCUGGGACAGCAUCGUCUUCUCGGCAUCCUGUGUGCGCGCCCUUAUCUUCAGGACCAAGACCUCUCGGGCAGGGAUGCCGGUAGGCUUUCGCGUUGCCGGGGUUCGCGGGGCUGAAGCCUCAGUCAUGCAGUCAUGGGUGGCUCAUUAUCUUGAGCUCUUGCCCAAUGCUUGGGUUGAGAUGAGGGCUGCCUUUGGUGAACUAGUUUGUCCUGAUUGUUUGUGGUUCUCUUGGGAUAGUCAAUCGGCCACCUUCGCACCGCUUAGUUACGCCCAGUGUCUGCGCUUCUUGCGUGAGUCCGCUGUCGCGGCUGGCCUCUCGGAAGGUGUCCUCGAAGCGCCGAAUUGUACGGCCGAUGUGGUUUUGGCUAAGGUGCAGGCAGGAUGGCUUCCAUUGACGCCGCUGGCUCGUGGCGGGCAGGUUCCCAUUCAGCAGGCAUUGCGGGGUGUUCAGCCGUGUGCGUCUUUAGCCUCUUGCUUCCCGUUGCUACCGGACUUCAGUGCGGCUCACGAUCCUGAGGCAGCCGCGGUGACGAUGAUGGCAUCUCAGGUUGCAGCGGCGGACACUUUGUCCGAGCCGACCCAGGCGCCUUCCCAGACGCCGGCUGCUGUACAAGAUUUUGAUUCCUCUUCUUCCGACGGCGAGCCCGCAGACGUAGAGUCGUUGGGCGAUGCUGAGGAGGUCUGUUUUCUUCGUGCGAAGUCGGGCAUCAUUCACAUUGCUUCCCCGGCUCCCUCAGGCACAGGCGUGUCCUGUGGGUCGCUCUGGCUUAAGCCCGCCUGUGGCAUGCUGUCUUCGGAGCUCGAGAUGGUUGGCUCAGUGCCAACGGGGGCGCGGCGCGGCUUUGUCGACACAAGGCGUGUCAAGGGUGCCUUGCCGGUGGAUCCCGAUCCUUCGGUCUCGACGAUGGCCUCCCUUCUUGCUUCGCAUAACAUACCCGAGGCGCUACACUACCACUUUGCGGAGUUCACGCCAGAAAUCUUUGCUAAUGUGGCAACGGAUGCAGCGAGCCUGGAUCGCUUCCUGGGUAGUCUCGUGGAAAACUUGGGUGCUGAUCAGUUCGUUGUCGAGGCUAGGGGCAUGCGAGAGGACUUCCUGUCGUCUUAUCCUUCGGAGCUUUUGUCGCUGGAGGAGACCCCGGGUUCAAGGUUGAUGGCACUCGUGUACAGGGGUGUUUCGGAUAAGUCUCUCAAGUGGCCGCAGUGGAAGCACCGCCUGUCCGUUGCGCAAGAACAGGCCCAUCAGCUGUCCAGACCGUCGAAAAUGCCUCGCUUGGAAUGCCUUCUUUUCGACGAUGUACCGACUAAGGAGGUGCCACAUGUCCUCCAGUACGGUUAUGUUUCAGGCAUUUUGAACAUGCAUGCCACGGCACUGGCCUUGUGCAAGGCUGCUCACCUGUCGGUCUUAAAACGUUAUGUGCGGUCGUUCUUGCGGUUGUGCUUCCCGCAGCUUGAAUCCGGUUUUCGAGGUCCCUCGGUGAGCGAAGCUAUUACUGCAGAUGAAAAAGCAUGGCAGGCCAUCAACGAGCUUUACGCCUACCAUGAUUGGGAUUUAGGAGAUGCCGUGGCCGAGAUCAUUGAUGUCCGCAUGACGCUUCAUGUGUACCUGCAGCCUCGUACCUCGUGA
Messenger RNA from Symbiodinium sp. CCMP2592, 3855 nucleotides. NCBI's taxonomy places the organism in Eukaryota, Dinophyceae, Suessiales, Symbiodiniaceae. The record is from the annotation of a GenBank genome assembly.